AUUCGUGAUUACCAGGAGUAGAUUAUCAAUAAUCGCUGGCGUGGUUGGCUCUGGAUCCUUCGACUGGACAACUUCAGACAUAUAUUUCGACAAACAACCAUACAUCUCACGACUUGACAGGAAUUUGCUUCGCUUGUUGUUUCGACGAUCGUUCGUUGUCUUGAAACUACAUCGAAAGAAUAGCAUUCUUUGCGCAAUGACAGACCAAUUCGCAUACACAUACCCCUCACCAUUGGAGGGGUAUGAGAAUCUCGAACCACUCCCGGAAGAGAGAAACGACGACGGAAAGUCUUUCAAGAACCCGCAACAUGGGGUCUUGAGCAAGGCGUAUGAGGAAUUCCCGGAUCCUUUAUCCAAGGACCGACGGGGAGGGUUUGAUAUUCAUAUUUAUCAUUUUCAGAACAACCCCGACCAAGCAACCUACGCAAAAGCCCUCUGGGAACGAAUCCGCCGGGAAUUCCCCGAACUCCGUAUCUACACCUUCUUUGACCGCCCCGUAGGCCCUCACCCCGUCGCCAUGUUCGAAGUUAACCUCUUCACCCCCGCGCAGUUCGGCGCUUUCAUCCCAUGGCUGGUGAUUAAUCGCGGUCCGCUAAGUGCCCUGAUCCAUCCGAAUACGGUGGAUUCGGAAGAAGAGAGGAAUCAUACGCAGAGAGCGACGUGGUUGGGGGAAAGGAUUCCGUUGGAUUUGAGGCUGUUUAAGUUGAUGAAAGAGAGGGAGAAGAGGGAGGAGGAGAGGGAGAGGGAGAGGAAGGCUGCUGAGGGGAGGUUAUGGGUGGUUAAUAGUGUGCAGGGACAGGGGUAGUAUAGUAAAAUGAAU
This is a messenger RNA of Aspergillus glaucus CBS 516.65, 820 nucleotides long. RefSeq lists its product as uncharacterized. The coding region runs from base 197 to 805 and encodes 202 amino acids. The transcript is spliced from 4 exons. Lineage: Eukaryota; Fungi; Ascomycota; Eurotiomycetes; Eurotiales; Aspergillaceae. The record is from RefSeq and is a predicted model, not a curated record.